Molecule: messenger RNA, 249 nt
Organism: Plasmodium cynomolgi strain B
Lineage: Eukaryota; Apicomplexa; Aconoidasida; Haemosporida; Plasmodiidae
Product: 40S ribosomal protein S23
Biological process (GO): translation
Cellular component (GO): cytosolic small ribosomal subunit; ribosome
Molecular function (GO): structural constituent of ribosome
Source: RefSeq, a predicted model, not a curated record
CCCAACUCCGCCUAUCGAAAGUGUGUCCGAGUGCAGUUGAUUAAGAAUGGAAAGAAAAUCACAGCUUUCGUUCCUGGAGACGGUUGCUUAAAUUUUAUCGACGAAAACGAUGAGGUGUUGGUCUCAGGAUUUGGACGAAGUGGUCACUCUGUUGGUGACUUGCCCGGAGUGAAAUUUAAGGUGGUCAAAGUAGCUCGGGUGUCCCUGCUAGCCCUGUUUAAAGAGAAGAAGGAGAAGCCAAGAUCGUAG